Pseudomassariella vexata is the source of this 975-nucleotide messenger RNA. RefSeq lists its product as uncharacterized. NCBI's taxonomy places the organism in Eukaryota, Fungi, Ascomycota, Sordariomycetes, Amphisphaeriales, Pseudomassariaceae. The annotation marks the transcript as partial. Gene Ontology annotation, biological process: generation of catalytic spliceosome for second transesterification step; RNA splicing. The transcript has a single exon. Gene Ontology annotation, cellular component: U5 snRNP; U2-type post-spliceosomal complex; U4/U6 x U5 tri-snRNP complex. The record is from RefSeq and is a predicted model, not a curated record.
AAGUACAUCAAACGUUCCGAAGCCGAGACCCUGCGGCGGGAAGCCUACCUCGCCGAGCAAAAAGCGCUGCAGGAGAAGAAACAAGCCAAAUUCGCCGAGAAGCGCAAGCGCGAAGAAGACGCGGCGGAGGAAGCGCGUGUGCGGGACGAGAAGCGGCGCAAACUCGAAGAAGAGACGCGGCGGCGGCGCGAGGAACAGGCUGCCGAGGAGGAACGCCGCAGGAGGAAACGACUGGGACUGCCCGAGCUGGUGAAGGAAGAUAGCGCCGACGAUGGGGCUGCCGCGGAUGGUGAGGAGGACAUAGCUGACGCCGAGCUGAUGACGCGAUUGCGUGAACUUGAACAGCCGGCAACGUUAUUCGGCGAAAACCACCGCGCACGACUGAAGCGGUACCGCGUGCUGACGACGACGGUGACGAGCGGACCGAUCCCGACGACGCUGCAGCUUGUGGACGAGAAGGAUAUGCGAGUUUCGGGGACGAUACCGACAGAUAAGGAAGGACGGAAGCUAUUGUUCCGGCAGUUGGCAUCGUACUUCACCAUGGUGCUGCGAGAGUGGGACAAGGCUCUGUCCAAGGAGGAGAAGCGCGACACGUUCGCAAGCAAGGCCGCCGUCAAUGCUAUGGUACAGAGCCGCGAGAACAUGGUACCGCUGUUUCGCAAGUUUGAAAAGGACGAGCUCGACGAUGAUAUUAUCAAGCCCGUUGUGGAGAUUGUACAGGCAGCCCAGGAGCGUCGUUAUGUGGAUGCAAACGAUGGGUAUCUGCGCCUGAGUAUCGGCAAGGCUGCGUGGCCCAUUGGUGUUACCAUGGUGGGUAUUCAUGAGCGUAGCGCCAGAGAGAAGCUUCAUAAUGGCGAAAGGGGCCAUGUCAUGGGAGACGAGGUCACAAGAAAGUAUUUGCAGAGCAUCAAACGGUGUCUCACGUUUGCUCAGGUGAGAUGGCCGCCCGAAGACGUCAGGCAGUUGAUGGGUUAG